This is a messenger RNA of Necator americanus (New World hookworm), 1854 nucleotides long. RefSeq lists its product as uncharacterized. Gene Ontology annotation, molecular function: 7S RNA binding; protein binding; endoplasmic reticulum signal sequence receptor activity. Gene Ontology annotation, biological process: SRP-dependent cotranslational protein targeting to membrane. Bases 1 to 1854 code for a protein of 617 amino acids. Gene Ontology annotation, cellular component: signal recognition particle, endoplasmic reticulum targeting. The record is from RefSeq and is a predicted model, not a curated record. The transcript has 15 exons. NCBI's taxonomy places the organism in Eukaryota, Metazoa, Nematoda, Chromadorea, Rhabditida, Ancylostomatidae.
AUGGCAACGGAAGAUGUCGAAAUGGAAGAUGCUUCCGUUGAUCAAGCCCCGUUUCCGACCGUUCAUAUACUUCAGAUGGUGAAGGAUGCUCAACAACAACACGGUCUGCGACAUGCUGACUAUCACAGAUACAGGUCCUACUGCCGGUCAAAAUUAAACCGUGUUCGACAUGCUUUGAAAUUUACAAAUACUCAUAAAUGUGUGAGAAGACACAAAGCAAAGUUCAUCAAAAAACCUGUCAGUGAAGUUGAUUUUGCUGACGAACGAUUCAUCCAACUAGGUGUGUUUGAAGCGGAACGUCGGUGGGCUUCAGCCAUGUCAGAUAAGAUGGAAAUGGAGGAUAAUCCAGAUAAACUACGUAAACGUAUGUCUAUGCGUAUGCAUCUGAAACGUGCUGUUCUCCACGCCACUGCUCUUGAGCAGCUAGUGCGGAAUUCUAGCAGGUGUGAUGCUCCCACGAAACUUGAAGCGCAAGCCUACACAGCCUGGUUAGGUGGGGUUUGUGCAUUCGAGAUGCGCAGAUGGCCUGAAGCUUGUGAACUCCUCAAGACUGCACGACGGGUGUAUGAACGUCUUGCUGAAGCUACUCACAACACGACCUUAGCAAACCUUUAUAAAGCUAGAUGCCGAGAAAUUCAGCCACAAAUUCGGCUGUGCGAGUUCAGCUGUGCAGAAGCAACCGGCAAACCUGUGGACGGUAUGAUGAACGAAUUGAUGGAGAUUAGAGCACAAGGCACUGAUAGUGAGGCCGUAGAUCGGCUCAUAGCUGAAAUGCGCUCAAAGGCAUCGUGUGACGACGCUGUUGUAGUCGAAUGGGGCGGCUUUAAAUCAACCGUUGAAGACGAUAAAGCGCGGCAAGUUGUUCAAGGUUGGAAGCAGGUUCACAGUGAAUUGUCACAGUGCGAAACUCCGAAAGAAAGAAUGGCUUUAUAUGAGAAACAACUAGCAGACACACGUGAUGCUCUGGAACGAAUUUCCGAUUUAAUCCGUAGGAAAACUUCAGAUAACGCAGAUUCAACGAUGCUGCAGUCGAUUAGAUCAUAUCUAGAAUUCUUGAAGAUGCUUGGAACCGCCUCACGCUACUUAGCAAUGAUUGAAAAUACAAAGUCUGAGAAGAAAUCGAAACCACAGGAUCUCUUGCGUUUGUACGACUCUGUAAUUGAGGUGUAUAGAGAGCUUCUCCAGUUACCUGGUGUGGAAUUGGAUAGGAAUCUCACACAGGCAGUCUCAGCUAAAAUCGAGUAUUAUAGGGCGUUUAGAUGUCAUUACAUGGCGGCUGCAUAUGCUGCUCUAUCUCGAUUUGGGGAAGCUGUUGCUCUUUUCGAACGAGCACUGCAACGUUGCAAAGGCGCAAAGACACUUAUUUCAAAGCUGAAAGGGAACACAUACAUGAAUGAAGAAACAGAGGAAGCACUUCGUAGUCUCGUCGCUGAUAUUGAACAAGCACGAAUAGCAGCGAGAGCAAAACGCCUAACAGCAGCGGCUGGUAUUGCCGAUGAAGGAGAUGAGAAAGCGGCACGUGACAUCGAUGACAGGCCCCUUAUCGACACCUUUGCUGAGUGGAGACAAUGGGAUGUUGCCGGUGCACUUCGCGAGAAACGUAACAUACCUGUAGCAGAGAUGCCUCCGCCGUUUAUUCUUAUGCCAAAUAAGCCAUUGUUCUUCGAUUUGGCCUUGAAUCAUAUCAAAAUGCCAGACCUUGAGGAUCGGCUAGCAAAAUGUAUAGAAGGUUCGAAAACAACUCCAGUUUCUAAAAAGGCUGCCGAAGCAGCGAGAGCAAAAGGAACUACGACUGAGGAACAACAAAGCGGUCUAUCUGGAAUGGUGAAAGGGUGGAUAUGGGGCAAGAAAUAG